Neolamprologus brichardi is the source of this 1557-nucleotide messenger RNA. The record is from RefSeq and is a predicted model, not a curated record. Lineage: Eukaryota; Metazoa; Chordata; Actinopteri; Cichliformes; Cichlidae.
UUCUCGCAGGUUUUACCCAGUGGACUUUCAGUGCACAGCUUUUAACUAUAAAUUAAUAUAGUGUGAUUUUUAAAUACUUGUAUUGACACAUACUGUUAUUUUUGGUUUUGCUGCGUGAGCUUGAAUUCUUGCGCGCUGUGUGGGAAUGUGCGGAGUGGACAGAAACCGCUUCAGGGGGAGGGUGAUGUUAUUCAUUGAGCCAUCUUCCGUAAGUUUCGUGUUUUGGUUGAUUUAGUUCUCACGUAGACCCUCUUUUCUUUCUUCUCCUCCUCCUCUUUCUCCGCCUUUCUUCAGCUAAACUCCGCCUCGGAAUACCGCUGCACACCUGGGGGUAACGGCUGCAGGUAAAAGUGUGACGGCGGGGGAGCCUCGGUGUGCGUUUGGUCGGCGUGCCAAGAAGACGCGGUGCGGUCCGAGGGUGAGGAGGUGGAUGAGGAGGGUUUAGUUGCGACUCUCAGAGGCACUAUGGGUGAGGCACCGGUCAGAGAAGAUAGUACAGUGACACGAUCAGCAGAGUAUGUAGGCUCAUUUCCUGUGGAUGACAACUGUUUGGAUGACCAGAUUAAGCAGCUGCACACACAGUUGAAGUCCCUUAAAGCAUGCAAGACAAGACGGCCAGUGUCCCUAAAGUUUUCCAUUAAAGGUGUGAAAAUGUAUAACGAGGAUGAAACGAUCCUCCUGAUGGCCCACGCUCUGCGGAGAAUCUCUCUUUCCACGGCCCGACCCGUCGAUUCACAGUUUGCCUUUGUCGCUCAUAACCCAGGCUGCCCAGACACCCAGCUCUACUGCCAUGUCUUUAAAGCAAGGCACGCCAGAGCAGCCCAGUUCCUGAACCUGCUGCUGUGCCGCUGCUUCCAGCUGUCGUACUUGGAGAAGCAUCCAGAAGAGGCCCAGAUAGACUCUGCUGGCUCACUGCCUCAUCGCAAGCCUGCCCAGUUCCUGAACCUGCUGCUGUGCCGCUGCUUCCAGCUGUCGUACUUGGAGAAGCAUCCAGAAGAGGCCCAGAUAGACUCUGCUGGCUCACUGCCUCAUCGCAAGCCUUCAUUGCUCAAUCACGGCUUUCCUCUUAGUGUCAGCGCCCUGGUUUCAUUCAGAAGAGCUCCUUUUGGUGGAUUAUUACCUGGCACUAAGAAAACUCCAAAGUCUUCAGAUGACCAACAAAGCAGCCAAGAGGAGGUCUUUCCCAUCUCCUCUCCCUCCCUGAUGCGCAAGAAAGUCAUACGCACCAAAGUGCUGCGCUCUGGUGCUUACCGCUCCUUCACUUUCACGCCACGCAAACAGCGCAGCAUUCAGGAUCAACUGAGUGUAACUCAAGAAAAGGAUCUCGACAAGUUGCCAGCGAGGCAAUCCCGAGCUCCAAGCUUGUCUGAAACAGAAGAGGCACUAGCUCAGGCAGUGUGGUGUUGGGCUGGUAUCGCAACUGAGAGCAGCUAUUCACUGCUUGCAGAUGAUGUUCUGGGAUCCUACCUUUUGUGCCAACAUCCAAAAACCCCUAAAUCUGGCUCUCUAAUCAUUCGCUUCUCCUCUGGCCCGAUCACCCACCUUAUUGAAAACACC